Molecule: messenger RNA, 1668 nt
Organism: Penicillium malachiteum
Lineage: Eukaryota; Fungi; Ascomycota; Eurotiomycetes; Eurotiales; Aspergillaceae
Product: acyl--CoA ligase
Exons: 4
Molecular function (GO): CoA-ligase activity
Source: RefSeq, a predicted model, not a curated record
UACCGGAAGAUCUCACGAUCUGGGACUGGCUUUUUGAAUCCAAAUCCUCACCUCUACAACAGGACGUCUCUUCGGGCUUCGGGGGGCUUUACAAAUGCCAUUACCCAAGAAAGAGUGCGCUAUGAUGAGAUCAAAGAUUAUGCAACCUUCAUUUCAACCGCAUUGGUGCGGAAAUUCCAUUUCUCGGCUGGAGAGACCAUCGCUCUCUUUAGUCCCAACACCGUCUGGUAUCCAGUUGCCAUGUUUGCAACUACUCGCAUCGGAGGAAUGAUCUCGGGCGCCUCGCCGGCAUACAAUGUUGAAGAAAUGACAUAUGCAUUGAGGAUAUCUGACGCCAAAAUCUUCAUGACAACGGAAUCUGCGCUUCCAGUUGCUAUCCCAGCUGCCCAAAAUGCAGGUAUUUCGCGAGAUCGCAUUAUAUUGUUAGAAGGAACGCAGGAAGGCUUUGAAACGAUCCAUGAUCUCAUUGCCUUUGGACAAAACCAGCGCGAUGACCAAGUGCCCUCGUUGAAGGUCAAGAAGGGAGAAUCUAAUAAAGAUCUAUGUGGGUUUCUCAGUUUCAGUAGUGGGACAACUGGUCUUCCUAAAGCCGUGAUGAUUUCUCAUCAUAAUGUGAUCGCUCAAUGUCUACAGGUGACACAGCUCACUCCCAAGGAUCAUAGAAAAAUACUUGCCGUCCUGCCUCUUUUCCAUAUCACCGGUCUCGUCCAUCAAAUGCAUCUACCCGUUCUUCGAAACGCAGAAGUCUACAUGCUCCCCGCCUUCAACAUGAAAGACAUGCUCGACACAGUAGUCAAGCACCAAAUCUCAGAACUACUCCUAGUCCCACCAAUAAUAAUUCGACUUCUCCGCGAUCCAAUUGUGAAAGAGUAUGACCUUUCCCAUGUCCGCCGAUUCUCCUCAGGAGCCGCCCCACUCUCCGCCGAAGUCCUCCAAGAACUUCAACGACGAUUCCCAAAUACAGGGUUCAAGCAAGGGUACGGUAUGACCGAAUCCUGCAGCUGCAUAACCGCGCAUCCAGUCGAGAAAUCCACCUACGAAUACGCUCACCGGGUUGGAAGCAUUGUUGCAAAUACCGAGGUCAAAAUCAUUGAUCCGGAUACAGGUGCUGAGCUGGGAUAUAAUCAGCCUGGUGAGAUUCUUGCACGAGGACCUCAGAUUGUGAUGGGGUACUUGAAUAACGAUAAAGCAACGCGUGAGACAUUCGAUUCGCAGGCUUGGUUACAUACUGGUGAUGUUGGAUUUAUUGAUCAAGAGGGAUUCAUUACUAUUACCGAUCGGAUUAAGGAGAUGAUUAAAGUCAAGGGUAUUGCUGUUGCGCCUGCGGAAAUUGAGGAUCUUUUACUUGGUCAUCCGAGUAUUGAGGAUGUGGCUGUUGGGGGUAUUGCCGAUGAUUAUACCGGUCAACGUCCCAAGGCUUAUGUUGUCUUGAAGCCUGAGAUUUCUGAAGGAAAGGAUCAGGAUGCGAUUGUUGCAUUGUUACAGGAUGUGAUGCGGUAUGUGCAGGAUAAUAAAGUGAGGCAUAAAUGGGUUACUGAGGUGGAGCUUGUGCGUGAAAUCCCGAAAAGUGCCAGUGGGAAGAUUCUUCGUCGGGUUCUUCGUCAGCUUGAGCAGCGUGAUGGCAAAGGUCGAGUCAUAGUUCGCAGAGAUCGUUCAUCUAAACUCUAG